AUGAACUCUAUCGAUCUUCAAACUUAUCAUUCCGAUUCCGAAUAUAUUUAUUCCUUCAACAAAAAUCUUAUUCAACCCGACGAAAAUAUUAAUCAAUUUUUUUCAACUGAACCCGUUGCGUUUCAACUUGACCAACCUUUCAACGUAGAUUGUUAUUACCCUUGUCAACAAUAUAUUCAAGAUUAUACUACUUCUUAUAGUUCUCCUGAAAGUAUUUCAGAGUACGAACUUAGUUCUGACGAUUAUUCUUCCACCGCUUCAGUCAUUUCUUCUCCAAAUCUUACUACCGAUUCAAUGUUUUAUACUCAUCAAGACAACGGUGAUUCUUUCGAUUAUUCUCAAGAAAGUUUAUAUCAAGAUAUGCCUGAUAUACCCUUUCAAUAUCAAGAUCUUGGUAUAAUGAAUUCUUCCAUCGACGAUCUAAACAUCUCUUGCGUUGGUCAAUCUGACGAUUCCGCCGAUCUAUUAUCAAAUGCUUUUACUCAAUGUCCUCAACCCAUUAUGUUUAAUUUUGUUCCUACUCCUCUUUCUCCAACAAAGGAUUCGUCUCUUCUUCCUUAUGAUCCUACCAUGAAUUCUCAACCUAUUCAAUCCACUCAACCAUCGGAUAAUAUCUCAAAUUCUCAAAUUGUAAAUUCUCAAAUUGGAGAUACCGAGCAACAAAUUAAACAAAAAUCUCCGAAAAAAUCGGACUCCGCCUCAUCACGUAAUAAAGUAUCACAUAGGAGCCACAGAAGGUCACUUCCAAGUGGCAUGGUCGAACGAUUACAUACUAUGAAUUUGGCUCCUCCAAAACCUUCUCGUAAAUCAAAAACUUGUUCGCCAUUUAGUUGUCCUUACGAAGAUUGUACGAAAACUUUUACCAGACAAUACAACCUUAAAUCUCAUCUUCGUACUCAUACCGACGAAAGACCUUUUCUUUGUGGUUAUCAAGGUUGUAUGCGUGCUUUUGCACGCCAACAUGAUCGCAAGAGGCAUUAUAAUUUACAUCUUGGCUUUAAACCUCAUGUUUGUAAUCAUUGUGGCCGCGCUUUCGCUAGAUUAGAUGCUUUGAACAGACACCUUAGGUCUGACAGUGGCGCUCCUUGCGCUCAAGCCACUCUUCCUAGUACUGGCGCAAAAAAAUUUAAACCCAUUAGCAUGUAA
Messenger RNA from Racocetra fulgida, 1146 nucleotides. The record is from the annotation of a GenBank genome assembly. NCBI's taxonomy places the organism in Eukaryota, Fungi, Glomeromycota, Glomeromycetes, Diversisporales, Gigasporaceae.